Molecule: messenger RNA, 1475 nt
Organism: Dalotia coriaria
Lineage: Eukaryota; Metazoa; Arthropoda; Insecta; Coleoptera; Staphylinidae
Gene: PGAP5
Product: Per1-like protein PGAP5
Exons: 5
Coding region: 29-1171 (380 amino acids)
Biological process (GO): GPI anchor biosynthetic process
Molecular function (GO): hydrolase activity
Source: RefSeq, a predicted model, not a curated record
UACUUUCCGACGGUAUCAACAGCUCCAAAUGCGGCAAAUGUAUCCAAAUAAACAUUUCUUGCUGCAAACCUUCUGUAUGAUCGUCGCUCUCUUUGGGUUGUGUGAAUAUUUGAUCUAUUAUCUGGUGCAGAAGAAUUGCACAUACGCGGAUUUAAAGGAAGAGAAUGUUGAUUCAGAUAUUCCCUUAUAUGAGGAGAAACCAGUUCGAGUUAUGGUCUUGGCAGACACCCACCUCUUGGGGUCAAGACAUGGACAUUGGUUUGAUAAAUUACGUCGGGAAUGGCAGAUGUACCGAGCUUUUCAAACCGCCAUGACUUUACACAGUCCAGAUCUGGUAUUUGUUUUGGGUGACAUCACUGAUGAAGGAUUAUUUUGCAGCAAGGAUAAGUUUGAGUACUAUGUCAAGAGGUUUUAUAGUCUAUUUUCUGUUCCAAGUGGGACCAACAUGCAUGUGAUUGUAGGUAAUCAUGAUAUUGGCUUUCAUUAUGGUAUAAGCCCAUAUUUGAAUGAGCGAUUCGUGAGUGCUUUUAAUUCUCCGCCUGUGUCGAUGUUUUCACUUCGCGGCAAUCACUUUGUGUUGCUUAACAGCAUGGCGCUGGAAGGCGAUGGCUGUUUUCUAUGCAGGCCUGCUGAACAACAAAUAACAAAAAUCGAACAAAUUUUGAAAUGCAGUAAAGGUAUUAACUAUGGGAAAUGUGAUAAGAUUGCCAAAUUGAACAAGUUUAGUCGGCCUAUAUUAUUACAACAUUUUCCAUUGUACCGGCAAUCCGAUAUGGACUGCAACGAACCGGACUCUGCACACAUGCCUGUAAAGAAAGAGAGAUUUCGCGAGCGUUGGGAAUGUCUAAGUCAGGAAUCAACAUUUCAACUCUUGAAUCAACUGCAUCCUCGACUAGCGCUUUCCGGACACACACAUCAUGGUUGUGUGCUGCCACUUGCUAAUGGCGAGGGUUUAGAGAUCACCGUUCCCAGUUUUAGUUGGAGAAAUAAGAAUAAUCCAACUUAUUCCUUAUUUCUCUUCACGCCGAACAACUACUCAUGGAGCCGAUGCCACAUGCCGGAGGAAUCGACUGUGAUACGUAUAUACAUGAUCGGCGCCUUUUUGAUUUUAGCUUGGUGCAUUUAUAAUGCGUUCGUGCGUACUCGCCGACACAAGUACAAAUUGCACUGACGAUGGUCAAAUUGUCGAUAAUCUUCUCCAAAGAUGAACACAUUCCGCUUUAUGAGUUGAGUUGUUGAAAACUCACAAUGCUUUCAAAUUUCGCAGUGGAACAAACUCUAAUUGCAAAGCUGAUGAUAUUCUCAAAACUUUAAGCACAUAUAACUUGCUAUAAAUAAACCAAAACAAAAGUUAUUUACAUACAUUCUUACGUGUUUAUGUAACGCGUGCAUGUAAACGUGACUCGAUGUGAACGUAAAUGUAAGUCGAUGUGAUUAACGUAAUUUGAUAUCAAAAUACAGCAGCAAUACACGCA